This is a messenger RNA of Scleropages formosus (Asian bonytongue), 10339 nucleotides long. RefSeq names its product neurobeachin-like. Gene Ontology annotation, biological process: intracellular protein localization. NCBI's taxonomy places the organism in Eukaryota, Metazoa, Chordata, Actinopteri, Osteoglossiformes, Osteoglossidae. Gene Ontology annotation, molecular function: protein kinase binding. The transcript is spliced from 57 exons. Gene Ontology annotation, cellular component: cytosol; membrane. Bases 1 to 8619 code for a protein of 2872 amino acids. The record is from RefSeq and is a predicted model, not a curated record.
AUGUCCCAUACAGUGUACGAUGAGGGCUUACAGGUGCCUGCCAACAGCAUCAUGAUGACCUGCCCUAGUGCUUUUCGCAAGAGUACUAAGACAGGUCCCGGGGAGGGCACUAGGCUUGUGGGCGGCGAGUUCGACUUGGAGACCAACUUCAUCAUCCAGGAUGCGGAGGGCAUUGGCUGCAUGGUGGAGCUGCUGGAGCAUUGCGACCUGCCGUGCCAGGCGGAGAUGUGGAGCAUGUUCACGGCCAUCCUGCGUAAGAGCGUACGCAACCUGCAGACUAGCACGGAAGUGGGCCUCAUCCAGCGAGUGCUGAUGCGCAUGAGCACCGUUGAUGACAUGAUCGCAGACCUCCUUGUGGACAUGCUUGGUGUGCUGGCCAGCUACAGCAUCACAGUGAAGGAGCUGAAGCUGCUUUUCAGCAUGCUUCGGGGAGACAACGGCGUGUGGCCGAGGCAUGCCGUUAAGUUGCUCUCGGUUCUCAAUCAGAUGCCCCAGAGACACGGUCCAGACACUUUCUUCAACUUCCCAGGACGCAGUGCUGCUGCCAUCGCUCUGCCUCCCAUUGCCAAGUGGCCUUACCAGAGUGGUUUUACCCUCAAUACCUGGUUCCGAAUGGAUCCGCUCAACAACAUCAACGUGGAUAAAGACAAACCCUAUCUCUACUGCUUCCGCACGAGCAAGGGCGUUGGGUACUCGGCACAUUUUGUGGGCAAUUGCUUGAUUGUCACAUCUCUCAAGUCGAAGGGCAAAGGCUUCCAGCACUGUGUGAAGUAUGACUUUCAACCAAGGAAGUGGUACAUGAUCAGCAUUGUUCACAUCUACAACCGCUGGAGGAACAGUGAAAUCCGGUGCUACGUCAACGGUCAGCUGGUCUCCUACGGUGACAUGGCCUGGCAUGUCAACACCAACGAUAGCUAUGACAAAUGUUUUCUGGGCUCAUCGGAGACUGCUGAUGCCAACCGGGUGUUCUGCGGGCAGCUGGGGGCCAUCUAUGUGUUCAGUGAGGCGCUCAACCCCGCUCAGAUCUUCGCAAUACAUCAGCUGGGACCAGGCUACAAGAGCACCUUCAAGUUCAAAUCUGAAAGCGACCUCCAUCUUGCUGAGCACCACAAGCAGGUUCUGUAUGACGGCAAGCUGGCGAGCAGCAUCUCCUUCACCUACAAUGCGAAGGCCACUGAUGCUCAGCUCUGCUUGGAGUCCUCACCGAAAGAGAACCCCUCCAUUUUUGUGCACUCACCUCAUGCCCUCAUGCUGCAGGACGUGAAGGCUAUCGUCACGCACUCCAUCCACAGUGCCAUCCACUCCAUUGGUGGUAUCCAAGUCCUCUUCCCGCUGUUCGCACAACUCGACUAUCGCCAGCAGAAUGACAGCCAGGUGGAGACAGCUGUGUGCGCCACACUCCUUGCUUUCCUAGUUGAGCUGCUGAAGAGCUCUGUGGCCAUGCAGGAGCAGAUGCUGGGUGGGAAGGGCUUUCUGGUGAUCGGCUACCUCCUGGAGAAGUCAUCAAGGAUACACAUAACCCAGGCAGUCCUGGAGCAGUUCCUCUCCUUUGCCAAAUAUUUGGAUGGCCUGACCCAUGGAGCACCCCUGCUCAAACAGCUGUGUGACCACAUCUUGUUCAAUGCAGCCAUCUGGAUUCACACACCAACCAAGGUCCAGCUGUCGCUGUACACCUACCUCUCAGCGGAGUUCAUCGGUACAGCUACUAUUUACAGCACCAUCCGGCGUGUGGGCACCGUGCUGCAGCUUAUGCACACCCUCAAGUACUACUACUGGGCCAUAAAUCCACAGGAGAGCAGCGGCAUCACUCCUAAAGGCCUGGACGGACCUCGGCCCUCUCAGAAGGAGAUCAUAUCCCUGAGAGCGUUCAUGCUGCUGUUCCUCAAGCAGCUCAUCCUCAAGGAUCGAGGGGUGAAGGAGGAUGAACUGCAGAGCAUCCUGAACUACCUGUUGACAAUGCAUGAGGAUGAGAACAUUCAUGACGUGCUGCAGCUUCUGGUGGCCCUCAUGUCUGAGCACCCUGCCUCCAUGAUCCCUGCCUUUGACCAAAGGAAUGGAAUACGGGUCAUCUAUAAGCUGCUGGCCUCCAAGAGUGAGAGCAUUCGGGUUCAAGGGCUCAAGGUCCUGGGCUACUUCCUCAAGCACCUGGGCCACAAGAGGAAGGUGGAGAUCAUGCACACCCACAGCCUCUUUACUCUGCUGGGGGAGAGGCUGAUGCUGCACACCAACAUGGUCACAAUCACCACCUACAAUACACUGUACGAGAUCUUGACAGAACAGGUGUGCACGCAGGUGGUGCACAAGCCUCACCCGGAGCCAGACUCUACCGUUAAGAUCCAGAACCCAAUGAUCCUGAAGGUGGUAGCCACCCUCAUGAAGAACUCCGCCCCCAGCACAGAGCUCAUGGAGGUCCGCCGCCUUUUCCUGUCUGACAUGAUCAAGCUGUUCAGCAACAGUCGAGAGAACCGCCGGUGUCUCCUCCAGUGCUCCGUGUGGCAGGAUUGGAUGUUCUCCCUGGGCUACAUCAACCCCAAAAACCCCGAGGAGCAGAAGAUCACCGAGAUGGUCUACAACAUCUUCCGCAUCCUGCUGUACCACGCCAUCAAGUACGAGUGGGGCGGAUGGCGUGUCUGGGUAGACACCCUGUCCAUAGCUCACUCUAAGGUGACCUACGAGGCCCACAAGGAGUACCUGGCAAAGAUGUAUGAGGAGUACCAGCGGCAAGAAGAGGAGAACAUCAAGAAGGGGAAGAAGGGUCUCGUCAGCACCAUCUCGGGCCUGUCCGCCCAGGCCUCGGGCAUCAAGGGCGCCAUCGAGAUCCGAGAGAUGGACGACGGCUCGCAAACGCAGACGCCCGAGAGCGAGGCGGACUACCCGGAGAGCGGCGAUUCGCGUAACCUGCUGGCGGAGGGAAAAGUGCCCGACGAGCUGGGACCGGCGGAAGCGCCUGUGGCGGGGGUUCGAGUGGAAGUGCACGAUCUGCUGGUGGACAUCAAGGCGGAAAAGGUGGAGGCCACCGAGGUGAAGCUGGACGACAUGGACCUGUCCCCCGAAGCCCUGGGCCUGGCGGACAGCGGCUCGCUGGUGGAGGUGGACUCCCUGCUAGACAACGUGUACUGCGCCGCCGUGGAGAAUCUCGGCGGCGCCGUUGCCAUCGGCGCCCUCGUCCCCAAGGAGAGCGCGGAAGACAAGGACACCGGCCCUCUCAUCACGCUGGCUGAUGAGAAGGACAGCGUGCCCAGCAACAACGGCUUCCUCUUCAGCAAGGUGGCCAGCGGCCCUGAUGAGAGGCUGCUUUGCGAGCUCGCGGCUGCCGAGCGGCUCACGCUGCCCUCCCCGGAGCCCCCUUCCAGCGACCUGGGCCUGCUGGCCCGCAUGGCGGGCGGCUCAGACCUGCCCUCCGCCCCCAGCCUCCUGGAGGACGCGGACUUUAAGCUGCACGACGCCCUAGGGGAUCUGGGUGCCGUGGGCAAGGCCGAUCCCGCGCCCAAGGUCGUCGACUUCGCCGCGGGGGGCGCGGCGGGGCCCGAUGGAGACGCCCCAGCGGUGAAAGCGGGGGGUAGCGUGGAUGCGGCCAGCACCAAUUCCGACACCGAGAGGUCCGACGAUGGCAAGGACAAGGUGAUGAAGAAGAUACAGACCACAGCCACCACUCAGACGGCGCACGGGCGGCCGAUCGGCCACAUGGAGCGGGAUCUGCGCGUGGACCUAGGCUUCCGGGGAACACCCAUGACGGAGGAGCAGAGGCGCCAGUUCAGCCCCGGACCGCGGACGACCAUGUUCCGCAUACCCGAGUUCAAGUGGUCACCCAUGCACCAGCGUCUGCUCACUGACCUGCUCUUUGCCCUUGAGACGGACGUCCACGUGUGGCGGAGCCACUCGACCAAAUCCGUGAUGGACUUCGUCAACAGCAACGAGAACAUAAUAUUUGUGCAUAACACGAUUCACCUCAUCUCCCAGAUGGUGGACAACAUCAUCAUCGCCUGCGGAGGGAUACUUCCGCUUUUGUCGGCGGCCACCUCGCCCUCUGGGAGCCGGGAUCGCUCCCAGAAAGUGGCAAAGACUGGCCAGGCAGCCCCUGCCCCCGGGAGCGCGGGGGGUGAGACGGAGCUGGAGAACAUCGAGGCCACGCAGGGCAUGUCCUCGGAGACAGCCGUCACCUUUCUGAGCCGCCUCAUGGCCAUGGUGGACGUGCUGGUGUUCGCCAGCUCCCUCAACUUCAGUGAGAUUGAGGCAGAGAAAAACAUGUCCUCCGGAGGGCUGAUGCGGCAGUGCCUAAGACUGGUGUGCUGCGUGGCCGUGAGAAACUGCCUCGAGUGCCGGCAGAGGCAGAGGGACCGGACUACCAAGCCUUCUCUGGCCAACAGCAAGACCCCGGACAACUUGCAGGGCAUCGUUGCAGGCAGCAAGACUGCCAUAGAGAAUGUCUCCAGUAACCUUUCUCCCAUCAAGGACCCCGACAGACUUCUGCAGGAUGUGGACAUCAACCGACUGCGUGCGGUCGUUUUCCGUGACGUGGAUGACAGCAAGCAAGCCCAGUUCCUGGCUCUGGCUGUCGUCUACUUCAUCUCCGUCCUCAUGGUGUCCAAGUACAGGGACAUCCUGGAGCCGCAGCGAGAGACACAAAGGGCUGGCAGCCAGUCCACGCGCAGCAUUCGACAGGAAAUCAAUUCGCCUACUAGCACAGAGAGCCCCCCCAUGUUCUCAGAGACCGUGAAGGAGCAUCUCACCCCUGUGGAAGAGCUGCCGCUGGAGGGCUCUCUGCCGCACACUGACUCGGGCAUCGGCGAGGAGCACUCUCCCAGCGUGCCUAACGGGACAGAGGUGGAACCUGGAGGCGGGUCAGACAUGGCGGGCGAGCUGCUGUGCGUGCUGCCGCCCGAGGCGUCCCGCUCCCGCGAGAGUCUAGCCGAACCCGUCGUCGCUGCCGCCGGCUCCUCGGAGGCGCUCAAGCCGGCUCCCUCCAUCUGCAGCGUCUCCCAAGGCAGCAAGGGUAUCAAUGUGAAGGAGAUCCUGAAGAGCCUGGUGGCAGCCCCUGUGGAGGGCCCCGAGAUGGGCCCCGAACCCCUGCCCUACCCAGACCCAGCUGUCAAGAGAGAGACCCAGAGCACCUUGCCCAUGCAGUUCCAUUCCUUCGACAGGAGCGUGGUCGUCCCGGUGAAGAAGCCGCCCCCGGGCAGCCUGGCCGUGAACACGGUGGGCAGCUCCAGCACGGCGGCAGCGCUGUCCUCUGGAAGCACACCCAACAUCUUUGCCGCCUCUUCGACGACGCCCAAGAGCAUGAUCAACACAACUGGUGCCACGGACUCGGCAACUUCCUCCACUUCCUCCACCUCCAGCUUUGUCAAUGGCGCCACCAGUAAGAACCUGCCAGCAGUGCAAACAGUGGCACCUAUGCCCGAGGACACGGUGGAGAACAUGAGCAUUACAACAAAACUGGAGCGAGCCCUGGAGAAGGUCGCUCCCCUGCUGAGAGAGAUCUUUGUGGACUUUGCGCCCUUUCUGUCCCGCACCCUGCUGGGCAGCCAUGGCCAAGAGCUGCUCAUUGAAGGCCUGGUGUGUAUGAAGUCAAGCACCUCGGUAGUGGAGCUGGUCAUGCUGCUGUGUUCCCAGGAGUGGCAGAACUCAAUCCAGAAGAACGCCGGCCUGGCCUUCAUUGAGCUCAUCAACGAGGGAAGGCUGCUGUGCCAUGCCAUGAAGGACCACAUUGUGCGUGUGGCCAACGAGGCCGAGUUUAUCCUCAACAGGCAGCGUGCCGAGGAUGUCCACAAGCACGCCGAGUUUGAGUCGAACUGCGCCCAGUACGCGGCGGACAGGAAGGAGGAGGAGAAGAUGUGCGAACACCUGAUCAGCGCUGCCAAGCACCGCGACCACGUGACAGCCAAUCAGCUGAAACAGAAGAUCCUUAACAUCCUCACCAACAAACACGGGGCCUGGGGUACUCUCUCGCAGAGCCACCUGGAUGACUUCUGGCGCCUUGACUACUGGGAGGACGACCUGCGACGGAGGCGGAGAUUUGUUCGCAAUUCCUUUGGUUCCACCCACGCCGACGUCGCGCUCAAGUCGCUGGAAGAGUAUGGCACGGAGGAAGACAAAGCGGUCAAGUCCAAGAAGACGUUCCGCAGCCAGGCUGUGGUCAACCAGAGCCCUGAGACGGAGCUGAUGCUGGAGGGUGAUGACGACACCGUCAGUCUGCUGCAGGAGAAGGAGAUCGACAACCUUACUGGCCCCGUGCUGUUGAGCAGCCCCGCGCAGCUCGUGGCCCCCAUGGUGGUGGCGCGCGGGACCCUUUCCAUCACCACCACGGAGAUCUACUUCGAGGUGGACGAGAACGACCCUGCUUUCAAGAAGCUCGAACCCAAGGUCUUGGCAUACACUGAAGGCCUGCAUGGAAAAUGGAUGUUCAGCGAGAUCCGUGCCGUCUUCGCCAGGCGCUACCUACUGCAGAACACUGGCCUGGAAGUCUUCAUGGCCAACCGAACUUCGGUCAUGUUCAACUUCCCCGACCAAGCCACAGUCAAGAAAGUGGUAUACGGUUUACCCCGAGUAGGGGUCGGCACCAGCUACGGUCUGCCACAAGCAAGGCGAAUCUCCUUGGCCACACCCCGGCAGCUCUUCAAAUCCUCCAAUAUGACCCAGCGCUGGCAAAGGAGGGAGAUCUCCAACUUCGAGUACCUCAUGUUCCUCAACACCAUUGCAGGGAGGACAUACAAUGACCUGAACCAGUAUCCCAUCUUUCCCUGGGUCCUCACCAACUAUGAGUCAGAGGAGUUGGACCUCACCCUACCUGGCAACUUCAGAGACCUCUCAAAGCCCAUCGGAGCGCUGAACCCGAAGCGUGCUGUGUUUUACGCUGAGCGUUACGAGACCUGGGAGGACGACCAGGCACCGCCGUGCCACUACACGUCGCACUACUCGACGGCCAUCUCCACCUUGCACUGGCUCCUCAGGAUAGAGCCUUUCACCACCUUCUUCCUCAACGCCAAUGACAACAAGUUUGACCACCCUGACCGCACCUUCUCGUCCAUUGCGCGCUCCUGGAGGAACAGCCAGCGAGACACCAAUGACGUCAAGGAGCUGAUACCAGAGUUCUACUACCUCCCGGAGAUGUUUGUUAACAGCAACGGGUACAACUUUGGCCUACGUGAUGACAGGACGGUGGUGUGUGACGUUGACCUGCCUCCCUGGGCCAAGAAGCCAGAGGACUUUGUCCGGAUCAAUCGGAUGGCCCUGGAGAGCGAGUUUGUGUCGUGUCAGCUGCACCAGUGGAUCGACCUCAUUUUCGGUUACAAGCAGCGAGGACCGGAAGCGGUACGCGCCCUCAACGUCUUCCACUACCUGACGUAUGAGGGCACCGUCAACCUGGACAGCAUCAGCGACCCGGUGCUGCGGGAGGCCAUGGAGGCGCAGAUCCAGGGCUUUGGACAGACGCCGUCUCAGCUGCUUAUCGAGCCACAUCCGCCUCGCAGCUCUGCCAUGCACCUGUGUUUCCUUCCACAGAGUGCCCUCAUGUUCAAGGACCAGAUGCAGCAAGAUGUCAUCAUGGUGCUCAAGUUCCCCUCAAACUCACCCGUUACGCACGUGGCUGCCAACACGCUGCCCCACCUCACCGUUCCUGCCGUGGUGACUGUCACCUGCAGCCGGCUCUUUGCCGUUAACCGUUGGCACAACACAGUGGGUCUCAGAGGAGCUCCGGGGUACUCACUGGAACAGUCCCAUCACCUGCCCAUUGAGAUGGACCCCCUGAUUGCCAACAACUCUGGAACAAAUAAGAGACAGAUCACAGACCUGGUGGACCAGAGCAUUCAGAUCAACACACACUGCUUCGUGGUGACGGCAGACAACCGCUACAUCCUGGUGUGCGGCUUCUGGGACAAGAGUUUCCGUGUCUACUCCACAGAGACAGGCAAGUUGACUCAGAUCGUGUUUGGUCACUGGGAUGUGGUGACAUGCCUGGCCCGGUCAGAGUCCUACAUUGGUGGCGACUGCUACAUCGUGUCAGGCUCCAGGGACGCCACGCUGCUGCUUUGGUACUGGAGUGGGCGGCACCACAUCAUCGGUGACAAUCCCAAUAACAGUGACUAUCCAGCCCCCCGAGCAGUCCUGACUGGCCAUGACCAUGAGGUGGUCUGCGUAUCUGUCUGUGCAGAGCUGGGCCUGGUCAUCAGUGGAGCCAAAGAGGGGCCCUGUCUGGUACACACAAUCACAGGGGACCUGCUGCGGGCCCUGGAAGGCCCUGAGCAAUGUCUGAGGCCCCGUCUCAUUGCUGUGUCCAGCGAGGGCCACUGCAUCAUCUGCUACGAGCGAGGUCGCUUCUGUAACUUCAGCAUCAACGGCAAGCUGCUCGCCCAGAUGGAGGUCAAUGAUGCCACUCGAGCCAUUCUCCUGAGCAGCGACGGGCAGAACCUGGUGACGGGUGGGGAUAACGGUGUAGUGGAAGUGUGGCAGGCCUGCGACUUCAAGCAGCUAUACAUCUACCCUGGUUGCGAUGCCGGCAUCCGUGCCAUGGACCUGUCUCAUGACCAACGGACCCUGAUAACAGGCAUGGCAUCUGGGAGUAUCGUUGCUUUUAACAUUGACUUCAACCGGUGGCACUAUGAGCACCAGAACAGGUACUGAAUGAACAACGGGAUGUGCGUUGGUCGACUCCGUUGGCAGAACACAGGCUAGCUGUGGAGGGGCGACAAAGUAAAACAAGUAUUCGAACAAGAAAGAACGUUAAAAACAAGGAAGAACUAGACUCCGGCACACUGCCUCUGCUACUGUUCUGCAUCACCCAGCAACAGCCGGUCAUGCUAUUCACAAGAGUCCAUUUUGUUGUCUGUCAUUUUGAGCUCUGCAACAAGACUUUGCCCCCACCCCCACAUCACAUGAUUAGAUGGCAGGGGCCAUCAGCAUGGUUUCCUAGAAAUUCCCACAGAUAUCUUCAUCAUGAAGACAUGGAACUUCUGAGGGUACGGUCUGGGCAGCAGCCAAAUGUCAGUUUAAUGCCAAUUUAAAAUUACACUUUGUUCAGCCUAAAGUUACUAGAAUGCAAAUUCAGGAAUGUCUGGUAAGGUUUUUAGUCAAACUUUUCACUAUCUCUUUCAAACUGAGAACUAGAAAAAUUUAUUUCCCCCAAAAUGAAAAUAUGUAUUGCUGUACUCAAAAAGUAGGGCCAUUGAACAUCUGUCAUUUAGUAGUAAAGCUGCACAUUCAUGCUUUUUCCACAACUUUUUAAUGCAAGAAUGUACUUUACACCAUAUGUAGUUAGCUGUCUGUCGGACUUACUCAGAGGGCACCCAUUUUUGUCAAGUCUUGGAGUCACUUGUCUGUCAGUAUACAGUACAAGCAAAGUCUGUUCAAUAUUGUUUAAUAUUCAGUGUAGCAGCAGCAACAGUGAGAAUUUUAUUUCUUCUGAAUACAGUGUAUUAUUCAGGCCGAAAUAACCACUGUGUCAAAUGUCCCUUUUUUGCUUCAUUACAUCAUGGUUUUAUUCUUUAACUUUUUCUAUAUCCAAAACCAAGCCAUUACGCAUGUUAUUAACUAGUAUGUUCAUUUCUGCAAAAAAUUGACAGUUCAAUUAGUGUACAGUUAUGUACAUACUGUGAUGAAAGGAACAAAAGGCAUGUGAUGGGAUUGUUUUCCCAUAAUGUAAAAGAAAAAACUCCCAGCAAUUUACUGACGGUACUUUCAUUAUAGGGAAGCAAUUGCACCAGACACAAUUAACUACUGUGGUUAACUUACAUCUCCACUGUACUAGUAUGUUGCAGCACUGGAUCCUUUACUCGUUGUGAUUUGUAUUUUAAGGAUUCAAAAGCAUAGGGCAGUCAAUGUGAGCUGUGUAACUAGAAUGUAAGCAAUAUCAUGACUUUACAAUCUGAGCAGAGAUCAUUUUGAAUGGAACUCAAUGGGGUGGUCUAUGUAGUCCUGUGAAUUGAGGAAAUGCCUGCACAUAAAUACAAUAUGUAUAUAUAUAUACAAAAAAGGGUCAAUGCCAUUUAAAAAUGCUGAAAUAUUUUUCGAUAUAGAAAAUCUUAAAAUGGUCAAUGUUUUAUUGCAGACAUUUAAAACAUGCCACAACUGUGUGAAAAAUAAAAUAUGCAAAUAAUUUGAUUUUUAAUUUUUUUGCCAUUUAUGUAUAAAACCAUCCCAAAUGGACAAGCUGCUUUGCAUGCUGGAAACCAUGAGAACACUGGGUUGGUGCUGUGUAUGUGCUUUUUUUUUUUUCCAAUGCUGUUUUCUGCCUUUGUAAUUUGCAAUUAGGUAAAGUUAAGUUAAAGUGCUUCAGUUCUGUUAAAUUUUAGAUAUUUGCCAAACUUUUUAAGUUUUAUUUAUACUUUGCUAGAGAACUGUUUGA